GGCAGGGGUGAGGUAUAAAAGUGAGCGGUACACCACCACUCUGGCAUAGUUCACGAACAACCACGUGCCUGCCGGCCGAAUCACUCGCAUAAACAAUGAAGCUUCUGGUAACCCUCUGUGCUGUGGCGUCCCUGGCGGUAGCUCUUCCCCAGAGAAGAGCACCGUCGAAGCCGGAGCAGCCGCAGUCGCUCGACGACCAGCAAGCCGCCGAGCAGAACUACAACAACUACCCGCAGGACUACAGACAGCAGCAGCAGGAGUACAGACAACAGCAGCAGCCGCAGGAGUUCAGACAGAACAAGCCGAUCGACGACUUCAGACCUAAAGUGCAGCUGGAGACUACCACCUACAUUCCCAUCAUCCGUUUUGAUAAGGAACAAGGCACCGAUGGAAGCUACAAGACUUCGUACGAAACCGGCAACCACAUCCAAGCUGAAGAGUCCGGUUUCCUGAAGUCCGUCGGUGAAGACCAGAACGCCCUGGUCCAGCACGGAUCCUACAGCUACACCGCGCCCAACGGAGAGGUCAUCACCGUCGAGUACACCGCUGACGAGUUCGGCUUCAGGGUCAAGGGAGACCACAUCCCCACUCCACCCCCAGUGUCCCCUGAGAUCCAGAAGGGGUUGGACCUCAUCUACGCUGGAAUCAAGGCUAACGCGGAACGUGACGCGUUAGAAGCCAAGAACAACCCUGAGGCCGCCAGACAACAGCAAGACAGAGCAGCCCUUGACUACAAAGGACAAUACUACCAGCAGUAAAUCCUAGUGUAAGGACCUAAGGACUAACCGUGCUCCGUACCUGAGAAAAGGGGGGGUUAUGACGUCAAGCACUACGCAACAUAAAACCAUAGAUACUCAUUAUUUUUUAAAAUAGUUACUGAUCUUUAUGGUUAUUUAUAUCGUCAAUCCGACAGUGGUUCAAUUUUUGACUGAUUGAUAAACCACUGCCAUUCUAAUCAGUCCAAAUUCAAAUAUGCCAUAAUUUUAAAGUUCACUAUAUUAGUGCAUAUAAAAGCAAGAAACUCAAAUUUAGUGUUGGUUUAAGCUUUAAUUUAACAGUAUUGUUUGUACGAAGGUUAAUUAACAUAUAUUAUCAAUACAAACAAUUGGCUAAAGAACUUUUCUGCCAUAAUUUAAUGCCUUUUUUAAAACAGACAAAUUCUGUAUUCUGUACUCUCCUCACAAAAUGAGGGUAUUUAAAAAACAAAUGCCGUAAGGUUGGAGGGUUUGUGUGUAUUCUAAUAAUAUUCGAAUAAUGGAUUUUAGAAUAGAUUUGUAUCGCCAACCCUUUAACGUCGGUGUUUUACCUCUGUGUCCCCUUAGUUAGUCUCUGCAUAUCCUGUAUGCCAUUGUGAUAACGUGAAUUGUUUAUUUUAUGAUUAUUAUUACUUUUGUAAAUACGUUUCUUAUUUUUAUAUUUUAAUAAAAUGUUAAAACAUU
Molecule: messenger RNA, 1439 nt
Organism: Leguminivora glycinivorella
Lineage: Eukaryota; Metazoa; Arthropoda; Insecta; Lepidoptera; Tortricidae
Gene: CPR34
Product: cuticle protein 3-like
Exons: 4
Coding region: 96-758 (220 amino acids)
Cellular component (GO): chitin-based extracellular matrix
Molecular function (GO): structural constituent of chitin-based larval cuticle
Source: RefSeq, a predicted model, not a curated record